CCCGCCGCCCCGCCCCCCUCUCCCCCAAUACCGUCCCCUCGCUCACACCCCAGCCUGAGCGCGCGCGGAGCAGCCUCAGUGUACAUGGGAGGACAGGGGAGCGCAAUGAACAAGAGAAAAGAUGCAUUCACCUGAGAUCUAGGAGGAGACAAAGACAGAAGGUGACCACCUACAGCCUGAUGAAAAAAUGAGGCAGAUCUUUCUGCUGUACAGACAGACACAGGAGCUGAGAAAGCAGACUCUAAGAUGGACAUAGAAGACUGCAAUGGCCGCUCCUAUAUGUCUGGGCUGUCUGCACACAUCCAUGCAUGUUCAUGUUAGCAGAUACUGUAGAGGCUAUGAGUAUGUUUACCCCAGUAGAUUCAGGGACAAUUCCAGCCGCCCCUCCUGCAGAUCCCGUACCUGGUGUUGGGGGCUCCGGAGAGGAACAGUAGGGAAGAACCGGCUGUCCUGAACGCCUCCCUGCUGAGGCCCCCAUUUUCCUCUCUGCCCCGGCCCGCCCAACCCCAGCCCUGCUUCCUGCGGACGUCAGGCAGUGAUGCUCUUCCCCUCAGGCCUAGAUAAAGGUAGCGGGGACUCAUCUCUGGAGAAGGAGUUCCUUGGGGCCCCAGUGGGGCCCUCGGUGAGCACCCCCAACAGCCAGCACUCUUCUCCCAGCCGCUCACUCAGUGCCAACUCCAUCAAGGUGGAGAUGUACAGCGAUGAGGAGUCGAGUAGACUGCUGGGGCCAGAUGAGCGGCUCCUGGAAAAGGACGAUAGUGUGAUCGUGGAAGACUCGUUGUCGGAGCCCCUGGGCUACUGUGAUGGAAGUGGGCCAGAGCCUCACUCCCCUGGUGGCAUCCGGCUGCCCAAUGGCAAGCUCAAAUGUGAUGUCUGUGGCAUGGUCUGCAUUGGACCCAACGUGCUCAUGGUGCAUAAGCGCAGUCACACAGGCGAAAGGCCCUUCCACUGCAACCAGUGCGGAGCCUCCUUCACCCAGAAGGGGAACCUGCUGCGCCACAUCAAGCUGCACUCCGGGGAGAAGCCCUUCAAAUGCCCCUUCUGCAACUACGCCUGCCGCCGGCGGGACGCGCUCACUGGCCACCUCCGAACACACUCGGUCUCCUCUCCCACGGUGGGUAAGCCCUACAAGUGUAACUACUGUGGCCGGAGCUACAAGCAGCAGAGUACCCUGGAGGAGCACAAGGAGCGGUGCCACAACUACCUGCAGAGUCUCAGCACUGAAGCCCAAGCUCUGGCCGGCCAACCAGGUGAUGAGAUACGUGACCUGGAGAUGGUGCCAGACUCUAUGCUGCACUCAUCCUCUGAGAGGCCCACGUUCAUUGAUCGUCUGGCCAACAGCCUCACCAAACGCAAGCGUUCCACCCCCCAGAAGUUUGUAGGUGAGAAGCAGAUGCGCUUCAGCCUCUCGGACCUCCCCUACGAUGUGAAUUCGGGUGGCUAUGAGAAGGAUGUGGAGCUCGUGGCACAUCACGGCCUGGAGCCUGGUUUUGGAGGUUCUCUGGCCUUUGUGGGGGCAGAGCACCUGCGUCCCCUCCGCCUUCCACCUACCAAUUGCAUCUCAGAACUCACUCCCGUCAUCAGCUCUGUGUACACCCAGAUGCAGCCCCUCCCCGGUCGACUGGAGCUUCCAGGAUCCCGAGAAGCAGGUGAGGGACCCGAGGACCUGGCUGAUGGUGGUCCCCUCCUCUACCGGGCCCGAGGCCCCCUUACUGACCCUGGAGCAUCCCCCAGCAAUGGGUGCCAAGACUCCACAGAUACAGAGAGCAACCACGAAGAUCGGGUUGGGGGGGUGGUAUCCCUCCCUCAGGGUCCCCCACCCCAGCCACCUCCCACCAUUGUGGUGGGCCGGCCCAGUCCUGCCUACGCCAAAGAGGACCCCAAGCCACAGGAGGGGUUACUGCGGGGCACCCCAGGCCCCUCGAAGGAAGUGCUCCGGGUGGUGGGCGAGAGCGGUGAGCCCGUGAAGGCCUUCAAGUGUGAGCACUGCCGCAUCCUCUUCCUGGACCAUGUCAUGUUCACCAUCCACAUGGGCUGCCAUGGCUUCAGAGACCCUUUCGAGUGCAACAUCUGUGGUUACCACAGCCAGGACCGGUAUGAAUUCUCUUCCCACAUUGUCCGGGGGGAGCACAAGGUGGGCUAGCAGCCCACUGCCCUCCCCUCAGUUCGCCACUCCCUUGCCCCACCUACAGGAGUCUAGCCCUGUCCCCACCACAUCCCAAGAAGUUGUGCUGUGUAGCCCCACCACUGGCUACCUAACUUCACACUUGACCCUGAAUCUUUCUCACCUAUUCUUCCCCCUGACUGAUUCAAGCAUCGUGAUGAAACAGGUUUUUGCUUAUGUUUCUCCUUUUUCUCUUAACUUCUCAUCCCAGCAUACUCAGAGUUAUUUAUUAAUAUAAUUAGCUGAUUUUUUCUUUUGCAUUUUUUAACUUCUGUCCGUCACUUGCCACUCCUCCAUCCUCUUGCUCACAGUCCCCUCCCCCGUUAGGCCUAAUUUUUCUCUCUCUGUUCUGGCUUUCUCCAACAGCCCCUGGGGUGGGAAGCUCCUCUUCGUACUAAGAGACCUUGAACUUCUUGCGUUCAGUCCUCACUUUUGCAUUGUGUGAUGCUUCCGUUUCGAUGCUGAUAGCUCCCUCUGGCCCUACCUUAGCUCUGUGGCAUCCUAUCUCCUCGCUGGGACCCUUCAGCCCGGGACUCCAUACCUCUUGUGCCCUCUCACAUUAGGCAGCUUGCACUUUUCUUAAACAAAGGAAGAAUUCCCUCAUUUGGAAGUAGGAGGGGCUGAAGACGUCCUCCCCAGUCACUGUGGGACUGAGGGUCUUGACCGCCCCCCGGUAACAUGAGUUCCCCAAAGCCCACAUUCAGGAUUCCCUCUAGGAUGUGAUAUAUCUCUUCCCUCUUCUCGAACAACCCCCAACACUGCUCUACUUGCUUCAACCUGCCAGUCUACUCGGUGGUAGCUUUUAUCUCCUUGGAGUGCCCCAAUUUUAUAUUCUCAGGGGCCAAAAGGCUAGGUCUGCAUCCUCUGUCUCUGACACGUUGGGAGCCACAGGUGCCUAAUUGGGAACCAGGGCAUGGGAAGGAGGUCGUUCAAAAUUCUCCUUACUCUCCCACCUCUCAAACUUCUUCACUCUAGUGACCUCCCUAGGCUCUCAGGGACUCCUGCAGUCCCCGUCCUAUGAGAAACCAGUGGGUUGCUGCCUGAAGACAAGGGGGUAUCUCAGCCCCUCGGUCACACUGCCUUCUUCUCUCCCCACCCAGCAGGAUUCACCCUCGGGAGGAAAGAGUGCCUCUUUUCUCUCUUCUGAUUUUCAGUGUAACCAAAAAUUAUCCCAGGACGAGCAAGGGCAUGUGCCCCUUACCCUGUCCCACUCUUGUCCCAGCAGGAAUGGGAUGGGCACAACUAAAAGGGGGCCACCUGUGACUGCCCCCCUUCUACACUCAGCUCCCAGAUGUAGGGCAGGAGGGGCACCCUCCUCCUGGCUACUGCAGGGACCCUGGCUAUUUGGGUAACUGGUUAGCGAGAAGGGGCAGGAGGAGACACAGCUCCACUGCAAGUGGAGGUCUCUCUACCAGAGUUCCCUGCCCAAGGCCACAGCCAUCCAUUCUCUGCUUCCUCGAGAUUCAAACCAAAGGCUGUUUUUCUAUAUUUAAAGAAGAAAAAAAAAAGUAGAAAACCAAACACAACACCUCACAAGUUGUAACACUUGCUCCUUCUCUCUCCUUUUUCUUCCUUUCCAUCUUUCUUUCCACAUGUCCUUCCUUAUUGGCUCUUUUGCCUCCUACUUCUCUCACUCCCUAUCAGGGAUGAACUGGGGGUUGCUAAAGGAUUGGCUAAGGAACAGACCCUGGGAUUGGGGCUCUGAGAAGAGUCCACCUUACCCUCUUGGGAGAAGGAAGACACUAAAAACAUUUCUCCUCUUCUUCCUUCUUUUUCUCCCCCAUCAUGUGGUCUCUCCCAGAGAACCAGAUUGUCAGGGAGGGGCACUGUGGGUUGAUCUUUCCUCCUUGACAAGGUAGCAAUGAACAGAUGCUGCCAAGGGCAGAGGACGGGGGAGUUAUCUGGGAGGAGAGUGGUCUCUAGAGAAGGGGAGAGUUUUCUCAUCAGCAACAUGGGAACUGGCUCCUUUCUUCAGGAUGGCAGCAGAGAUGAGAUUAAUAUCCGGGUUCUCCUCAAUUGUUCCGAUUGUUGAACCCCUUCCUGUUAGACCUACCACCUCUUCUGUGUCUGCUGUAUCUUUGGUAACACCUCAUAAGGACUAGUCCCUUCUGGGGUAUCAGAGCCUUAGGGUGCCACCAUCUCCUCCCCCCGUCAGAUUUGGCACCUAUAACCUCCUGGAACAUGAAGGCCUGUGCUCUGAGGCUGUGCUCUGAGCCCAUGAGAGCAGAGACUGGAAGGCAAGACCAGGUGCUAAGGAGGGAGAGAAGGGCAGUCUGUCUCUCUCCAGACCAUCACUGCACUUUAACCAGGGUCUUAGGUACAAAAUCCUACUUUCUGGAGCCUUUCAGCUCUGGAAACUCAAACACUCUCAUGCUCUCUCUCCCAGCUCCUUUUGCAUAAAAAAAAAAAAUGAAAAAAGAAAAAAAUACAUGGAAACCCACAUGGAGAAAAGAGGUGUUUUCCUUUUAUAUUGAUAUUCAAAUUAACACCACACACACAAAAGAGUUUCUAAAUAGACACUUUUCCAGAUCUUUGUUUUCUCGUGUCAGUGUCCAAGCUGCAGGUGGGAUUUUGUAAUACUUCUGGCAGCUUCUGUCCUUGUGUAAAUAAUAUAUAUUAUAUAUAUUUUUAAUUAGAAGUUAUGAAGAACAAAAAAAAAACAAAAACACAGAAGCAAGUGCAAUACCACCUCUCUUCUCUCUCUCUCUCUCCCAGGGUUUCAUUUGUAGCCUAUGCUUGGUGUCUCCUUGGACCUUAUCCCUUCAUCUCCUCUUCCUCUGAUUCCCCCGCCCUGCCCCCUUUUUAAAGAGUUUUUCUCCUUUCUCAAGGGGAGUUAAACUAGCUUUUGAGACUUAUUGCAAAGCAUUUUGUAUAUGUAAUAUAUUGUAAGUAAAUAUUUGUGUAAUGGAGAUAUACUACUGUAAGUUUUGUACUGUACUGGCUGAAGGUCUGUUACAAAUAAACAUGAGUAAUUUAACA
Myotis lucifugus (little brown bat) is the source of this 5143-nucleotide messenger RNA. It is a transcript of the gene IKZF4, whose product is annotated as IKAROS family zinc finger 4. Gene Ontology annotation, molecular function: DNA-binding transcription factor activity; RNA polymerase II cis-regulatory region sequence-specific DNA binding. The record is from RefSeq and is a predicted model, not a curated record. Gene Ontology annotation, biological process: regulation of transcription by RNA polymerase II. Bases 539 to 2143 code for a protein of 534 amino acids. The transcript has 12 exons. Lineage: Eukaryota; Metazoa; Chordata; Mammalia; Chiroptera; Vespertilionidae.